Molecule: messenger RNA, 1215 nt
Organism: Ochotona curzoniae (black-lipped pika)
Lineage: Eukaryota; Metazoa; Chordata; Mammalia; Lagomorpha; Ochotonidae
Gene: DOC2A
Product: double C2 domain alpha
Exons: 10
Coding region: 1-1215 (404 amino acids)
Cellular component (GO): membrane
Source: RefSeq, a predicted model, not a curated record
AUGAGGGGCCGCAGGGGCGACCGCAUGACCAUCAACAUUCAGGAGCACAUGGCCAUCAACGUGUGCCCCGGGCCCAUCCGGCCCAUCCGCCAGAUCUCCGACUACUUCCCCCGCCUGGGACCGGGACCCGAAGGAGGGGGUGGCGGCGGCGGGAGCUGCGGGGAAGCCCCUGCCCAUCUGGCUCCCCUGGCUCUGGCCCCCCCAGCCGCCCUCCUUGGGGCUAGCACGCCCGAGGAUGGAGCCGAGGUGGACAGUUACGACUCGGACGAUGCCACUGCCCUGGGCACCCUGGAGUUCGACCUUCUGUAUGACCAGGCAUCCUGCACCUUGCACUGUAGCAUCCUCAGGGCCAAGGGCCUCAAGCCCAUGGACUUCAACGGCCUGGCCGACCCCUAUGUUAAGCUGCACCUGUUGCCUGGAGCCUGCAAGGCCAAUAAGCUAAAAACCAAGACUCAGAGGAACACGUUGAAUCCCGUGUGGAACGAGGAUCUGACGUACAGCGGGAUCACGGUUGAUGACAUCACUCACAAGGUGCUCAGGAUCUCCGUCUGCGAUGAAGACAAGCUGAGCCACAAUGAGUUUAUUGGGGAGAUCCGAGUACCCCUUCGCCGUCUCAAGCCUUCACAAAAGAAGCAUUUUAACAUCUGCCUUGAACGCCAGGUCCCGCUGGCUUCACCCUCUUCCAUGUCGGCAGCAUUGAGGGGCAUUUCCUGCUACCUGAAGGAGCUGGAGCAGGCAGAGCAGGGGCCUGGGCUGCUGGAGGAGCGUGGCCGCAUCCUGCUGAGCCUCAGCUACAGCUCCCGGCGCCGGGGGCUGCUGGUAGGCAUCAUCCGCUGUGCCCACCUGGCUGCCAUGGACGUCAACGGCUACUCAGACCCCUACGUCAAGACGUACCUGAGACCGGAUGUGGAUAAGAAAUCUAAGCACAAGACGUGUGUGAAGAAGAAGACGCUGAAUCCAGAAUUUCAUGAGGAGUUUUUCUAUGAGAUGGAGCUCUCCGCCCUGGCUGCCAAGACCCUGGAGGUUACCGUCUGGGACUAUGACAUCGGCAAAUCUAACGACUUCAUCGGCGGCGUGUCCUUGGGGCCGGGUGCCCGUGGAGAGGCCCGGAAACACUGGUGCGACUGCCUGCAGCAGCUGGACACAGCCCUGGAGCGCUGGCACACCCUGACCAGCGAACUGCCCCCAGCUGCUGGGGCUCUGCCCUCAGCCUGA